Molecule: messenger RNA, 2292 nt
Organism: Clonostachys rhizophaga
Lineage: Eukaryota; Fungi; Ascomycota; Sordariomycetes; Hypocreales; Bionectriaceae
Source: the annotation of a GenBank genome assembly
AUGACCCUUUGCAACACCUGCCAGGAAUUGUGUCGUGACUUCAACAACGGGAGUGGCGAUUGGGAGUCUGUUGAGGAGGGCUUUCUCAUUGUUGAUCCCAUUCCAAUGCAUCAGUCAUGGGAGUCCUUCUCCAAAUCAUUAAAUGAUAAUUGUCCGAUAUGUUGGGGCCUCUGGCGUUCCAUACGAUCAUCGCCACGAGCAUCGCCAAAUGAAGAACCUGACAUGGAUUUCAAGAGUUGGUUGCACGAGGGGGCGUUUUCGGUAGAGACUUUGACUUUUACCUUGCACAUUAAUUUAACAGGGAAGGGCAACAGACGAGAGUCAAAUGAGUUUCAUGUCCGUUACACGGCAUCGGAAACCCUUUUAGAAGCCCGGCAUCACUAUGGCAUUGAUGUCGAUCAGACGCCCAGGUCAGUGGCUCGUUUUGUCCAACACUGGAGCAAUCACUGCACGGAAACUCAUCCCGGAUGUACUAAGCGGGAUGUAUCUUCAACCACUACCACUAGCAUAGCUUUGCCUACUCGGCUGUUAGAUCUGGGCGAUACUGAUUCCAAGAAGUUUCGCAUCGUGCAAAGCCAGAAGUGUUGUCAAAAGAACGACCAAUAUGUUACUCUUACGCAUAGAUGGUCGCAUGACACACCAAAGCUCCUGCAAACCAAUUGUGAACAAUACUAUACUUUCCAGUCCGACAAUAUGCUGCCGCAGGACUACCAAGAUAUCAUAUCAAUCUGCCGCGCAAUGUCUGUUCAGUUCCUAUGGAUUGACUCUCUCUGUAUCUUACAAGACUCGCCCGAGGAUUUACUCCGAGAGAUCAAAACAAUGCUCAAUGUCUACCAAAAUGCUCUUCUUACUCUAAGUAUUUGCUGGGAUUAUUCAGAUUCAACAAUAUUUCCAAGUCGGAGAGGAGAUACUCUUUCGAUAGUUCCGCCAAACGACGAGUCCAAAAACAUUGCUUAUUCAACUACAGGCUGUGCCUUCGUCAAUCAUGUAGACGAGUUCAAAAUCAAUGUCACACACUCGCUCGUCAACUCACGAGGGUGGGUCUUGCAAGAAAGAACCCUUUCGCGGCGAAUUGUCUAUCUAGGGAAUGAACAGCUGUACUGGGAGUGCGACGGAGCAAUUGCGAGCGAGACUAUGUCCAAUAUUUUGCAAGACAAGGAUGUUAGAAGGAUGCCCCUGUUCCAUGAUUCGGACGACUUCCGUAACGCCCUCUGGCCCAAGCUGGUCGAGAAGUACAGCCAGUGUGGGUUGACGAGUGAAAGUGACAGGCUUGCUGCUAUCUCAGGCAUAUCUCGGAUGAUGUCUGCCGCCAACCCAAGGGAUCGGUAUAUUGCAGGGAUCUGGUCCGAGUAUUGGCUCUUUGACCUUCUCUGGACACCACUUGUCAAGAAUUUCUGGCCUCGGAAUGGUGCCUUACUUAGAACUUGUGCCGUCCGAACGAUAGAGCCCACACAAGAAGCUCCGUCAUGGUCAUGGAUGGCUUUCCCUGGCCCAGUUGAACAACCUAGAUCACUGGAGCGACCCAAAUGCAUCACAGGAACAACAAUGUCGUCCGACAAGUCCCUGUUUCUACCUCGAGCUCUUGCCAUGCUUCGUCAAUUUGAUGUCAAUCCUCCUCCAGGUGCGGAUAAUUUUGAUUCCAUGUCUCACGCGACUUUACGCUUGAACUGUUUCCUCAUACCUGCGGAUUUCGCGGGGAUAGCCGAAAUUUGCUUGAAUGAGUCAGCCCCGACAUUCUAUCAUCCCAUCUCUUGCAAUGCAUUCUACUUUCCUCAACAACGUAAGAAUGCCAUUUACCAUUUGGAAUUCCUCAAAAGCUCUAGCAGGGCACUUCCAGGGCUACAGAAGCUGACCCCAAUUACUUUGUGCUUUAACAAGCCCUGGAAUUCCGACUUUCCCACCUCCAUGAUCCCCAUUUUUCAUCUACCAAAGCAUCCUGACAAACGUUGGACUCGGGACAGAGUAGGCGGUCUCAUCGUCCAGCGCACCAGUGCUAGGGGCCAAGAUCUGGAGUAUACUAGAAUAGGGACGUUUCAAGAAGAAACGACAAAAGAAGCAGUGCUUCUCGCAGCACUGAGAACGACUAUUUGCAAAGGCAUAAUAGAACUGAGCAAUGAGACUACAAAGUCAGGGAGGACUGGAGAAGAGAAGAACUUCGAGGCCCGACUCUGUGAAUAUAUAAACGCACCAAGAACUGGAAGAUCGACGGAAGACACAUCUCAAGGCCUUGCCGAGGGCCCUUCGCAGCUCUUUUUUCCAAGAGCGGAGUGGGCAAAUAUUCUGUUGGGCUGA